AUGGGGAUACUGCCGGGCUGGGGCUGGCUCCUUCUCCCAGUUUGCCAGGCUCUGGUUGUCCCCCGCGAGGUCAGCGGCCAGGUGGGGGGGACACUCUCCCUCCACUGCUGGUACCCCCGGGGCUACGAGGGCUACAACAAGUACUGGUGCCGGGGAGCCAGCCAGGACUCCUGCCACAAGGUGGUGGAGACAGCGGGCAGGGAAGUGCCCCGGCAGCGCAGCCGGGUCUCCAUCCAGGACAGCUACACCUUCUGCGUGGUCCAGCUCACCAUGGAGAACCUCUCUGAGGCGGAUGCUGGGAGUUACUGGUGCAGGGUCGAGAGGAUCGGCAGGGACCUGAUGGAGCCUGUGACAGUGAGGGUGGUUCCAGCAAAGCCCCAGCCUUGUGAGGGAGAGAACCAGCCCCGCUCCUCUCCCCUCACCUCCAGACUCAGGGGACCAGCCCUGAGGGUCCUGGUGCCCAUCGUGGUCCUGCUCUCCCUCCUGGCUGCCGCCAGCUCCGCCGGGCUCCUCUGUGCCCUGCUCAGGAGGAGGGAAGGGCUGUGGGGAGCUCCCCCCUCCCAGCGAAACAGAAAACCUCCCCCCGUGUCUCUUCUUUCUGGCACACUGCCCCCUCACACCAAAUUCCCUGCUGCCCCCUGCAAGCCGGGCACUGCCGCGCAGCUGGACCAUGGCACCACGUACAACAAUGACCUGGACCUGGCAGAGGUGAGGGCCCCUGAUGGGCAGUGUGGGCAGUGCAGGCAGCAUGGGCAAGGGGCCAUGCAGUGA
Molecule: messenger RNA, 771 nt
Organism: Pelecanus crispus (Dalmatian pelican)
Lineage: Eukaryota; Metazoa; Chordata; Aves; Pelecaniformes; Pelecanidae
Source: RefSeq, a predicted model, not a curated record